Molecule: messenger RNA, 1494 nt
Organism: Microthlaspi erraticum
Lineage: Eukaryota; Viridiplantae; Streptophyta; Magnoliopsida; Brassicales; Brassicaceae
Source: the annotation of a GenBank genome assembly
AUGGACUUCACUCAAAGUUUACUUCUCGCCUCUCUCUUUCUCAUUAUCUCUAUCAAGUUCUUGUUCACAAGAUCCAACCGGAAACUCAAUCUUCCUCCUUCUCCGGCCUACUCUUUACCGGUUAUCGGCCACCUCCACCUCCUCAAGAACCCGAUCCACAAAACAUUCAUCUCACUCUCUCGAUCUCUCGGGAAUGCUCCCAUCUUCCGCCUCCGCCUCGGAAGCCGCCUCGUUUACGUUAUCUCCUCACAUACCAUAGCCGAAGAAUGCUUCACCACAAACGACGCCAUUCUUGCGAACCGUCCUGCGCUUAUCAUGGGCGAACACGUCGGCUACAACUCCACCAUCAUGAUAGGAGCACCUUACGGCGACCACUGGAGAAACCUCCGCCGCAUCGCCGCCGUCGAGAUAUUAUCGUCUCAUAGGAUCAGCACCUUUAUGUCUGUCCGCAAAGACGAGAUCCGACGGCUCAUUACACACCUCUCCAAAAACUCCUUACACGGAUUUGUUGAAGUGGAGAUGAAAUCAUUACUAUCCAACCUGGCAUUCAACAACAUCAUCAUGAUGGUAGCCGGAAAACGAUAUUACGGUGGCGGCAUCGACGACAACGACGAGGCCAAACUCGUAAGGGAACUUAUAUCGGAGGUGGUGAUUGGCACCGGUCCUGGAAACCUAGCUGACUAUCUUCCGUUCCUAGGUUGGAUCACAGGUUUUGAGAAACGUGCCAAAAAUUUGGGGAAACGGUUUGAUGGAUUCUUGCAAAAACUAGUUGAUGAGAAACGUGCCGAGAAAAAACAUGGUCAAACUUUGAUCCAUCAAUUACUUUCUCUUCAAGAAACCCAACCUGAGUAUUAUACUGACGUCAUCAUCAAAGGAAUCAUACUCGCUCUGGUAAUCGCUGGGACAGACACGUCAGGAGUGACGUUAGAGUGGGCGAUGUCGAGUUUGUUGAACCAUCCAGAGAUACUUAAGAAAGCAAGAGCCGAAAUCGAGGAGAAAAUCGGUUUAGACCGGUUAAUCGACGAAUCAGACAUUGUAAAACUUCCUUAUCUCCAAAACAUCGUGUCCGAAACGCUACGUUUGUACCCUGCGGCGCCUCUGCUACUCCCUCAUUUCUCAUCGGAAGAUUGUAAAGUGGCCGGAUACGACAUGCCGCGUGGCACGAUCUUGUUGACGAACGCAUGGGCCAUGCACAGAGAUCCGGAGCUGUGGGACGAGCCAGAGAGGUUCAAGCCGGAGAGAUUCGAGAAAGUGGAAGAAGAUGCUCAAAAGCUAUUACCGUUUGGGAUGGGACGACGAGCUUGUCCUGGAGCAGAGCUUGGGAAGCGGUUAGUGAGCCUGGCUCUCGGGUGUUUGAUUCAGUGCUUCGAGUGGGAGAGAGUUGGUGAAGAGCUUGUGGACAUGACCGAAGGCAAUGGGGUCACUAUGCCUAAAGCUAUUCCGUUGCGAGUCAUGUGCAAGGCACGUGGCUUCCCUCCGAUGAAACCGGUGUGA